Candida dubliniensis CD36 is the source of this 957-nucleotide messenger RNA. RefSeq lists its product as uncharacterized. Gene Ontology annotation, molecular function: nucleic acid binding. Lineage: Eukaryota; Fungi; Ascomycota; Pichiomycetes; Serinales; Debaryomycetaceae. The coding region runs from base 1 to 957 and encodes 318 amino acids. The transcript has a single exon. The record is from RefSeq and is a predicted model, not a curated record. Gene Ontology annotation, cellular component: nucleus.
AUGUAUAGAUCCAGUCCUUUCAAAACAUUUGUGAGAACCAAAGCUGAAUAUGUGAAAAAUACCAAAUUUGGGUCUAAACCAGUCCAGUUCUCAAAGUUUAAAAAACUUGUACCCAAGACAUACACGUUUCAUCCCUAUGAACCAGCCAAGAAGGUGGAAAUCACGCCUAGCUUGCAGCAAUUGAAGAACCAAAUACAUUCUGGGAAAGAAAUCACCAAAAAGCAAUAUCUAAAUAGUCUUCAUUUCAAAUUUCAAGAAGGUAAAGAGGAAAACUCGUUAGAAUAUCUAAAACAGUGCAUCAGUCUAAUCAAUUCAGGGAAACCAUUAAUUGCCAUGGAUUGUGAGUCGUACGAAAGGAACCAUCUGCAAGUGACAGAAAUUGGAGUGGCGCUUAUGAACUACCGAAAUCUGACAGUUCCGCAAAUUAAAACGAUUCACGUUGUUGUAAAAGAGCAUUUCAAAAAGCGAAAUACCUUGUAUGUGCCCGACAAGAAAGAUCAAUUCAUGGGCGGGACAUCAUUUGUUAUGACUGAAAACAAAACCCGUAUAUUUUUACAAAAAUUGCUUGAUAAAUACAUAGAUCAAAUGGAUGGAAUAUUUGUUGGGCACCAAGUGUCGUCUGAAUUGAGAUAUUUUAAAAGUAUUGGGGUUAACUGCAAACCAGACGUUCAUACAAUCGAUACAAUGAAACUAAUGCAGUUGAGCAAAAGUGGAGGUAAUUCUCUAUGGGCAACAUUACGGGAACUUGAUAUCCCGUACGGUCAUUUGCAUAAUGCGGGUAACGACGCUUACUUUACAUUGUUAGCGGCUUUAUCGUUAUGUGAUCCCGUAGUAAGAAUUGAUAAGAAUUUAGACAUAUACAUGGACUCACCCUAUAAAGGUAAAAAGGCAACACAUGAUGAUAGUUCGACUUAUUUUAUAGUUGAAGAUAUUGAAAAGAUUAUAGAAAGUUUAUAG